AUGGCUUCAGAGCCGCCUAAUGUUGCUGCUGAAAAGCCUGAAUCACCUCCCCAGGCACUUUCUCUCAGUCGACAUGCAUCCGCCGAAAGCGAUGAUACCCACACCGACCCAGAUGAGAAGUUUGCCCUUGGACGAAAGGGUAUACUGGUGGUGUUCACUCUCUGUGUGUUGACUCUCAUGGCCGCACUCGAUGGGACUUCUAUUUCAGUCGCACUACCGAUCAUGGCCGAAGAACUCAACGGCACCGCCAUCGAAGCCUUCUGGGCAGGGACUUCAUUCCUGCUUUGCUCCACAGUUUUCCAACCCAGUUUUGCGUCCUUCUCGAAUAUCUUCGGUCGCCGUCCGGCGGUGUUGACUUCCAUUUUAUUCUUCUGCGUUGGUGCUAUUGUUUCCGCCGUUGCAAAUAACUUCACGCAGAUGCUGGUAGGUCGAGCGAUUCAGGGCAUUGGUGGAGGUGGUGUGAUCGCUUUGACCGAGGUCAUCAUUACAGACCUUGUUCCCCUACGAUACCGGGGACAGUAUUUUGGAAUAUUUAGUGCAAUGUGGAGUAUCGGAUCCGUGACAGGACCUAUCCUCGGUGGUGGAUUCGCUCAGAAUGUCACUUGGCGGUGGAUAUUUUAUAUCAACUUCCCAUUCAUCGGGGUGGGGACCGUAUUCGUCGUUUUAUUCUUAACUCUGAAGCUAGCCCCGAGCUCCCUUCUCGACAAGCUCCGUCGCAUCGAUUACACUGGCACCAUCCUAUUCGUCGCUAGUCUCUCUUCAUUCUUGAUCCCGCUCACAUGGGGCGGUGUUUCCUACGACUGGGAUUCUUGGCACACACUCGUUCCUUUGCUGGUCGGCGUCGCUGGACUGGCCGCUUUCAUAUUCUACGAGUACCGCUAUGCCGUCGAACCGAUUAUCCCGCCGGCCAUUUUUGUCAAUCGAACUGCAAGUGUCUCAUUCCUGGGAAGCGUUCUUCAAGGCUUGAUCAUGUGGUGCACGCUGUACUACCUGCCGCUUUAUUACGAAGCCGUCAGGGAAUACUCGCCUAUCCUCUCCGGCGUGGCCCUUUUCCCACAAACAUUCACGGUUGCCCCGUCCGCAAUUGUCAUCGGUAUUUUGAUCACAGUUACCGGUAAAUAUCGCUGGGCUGUGUGGAUGGGAUGGGUUCUCUCCACCAUUGGACUGGGUCUGAUGUGCAUCAUCAAGAAAGAUACCAGUGUAGUCGGGUGGGUUUUCCUUAACAUUGUCCCUGGACUGGGUCUGGGAUCCCUGUUCCCUUCCCUCGGAUACGCAGUUCAAGCAUCAGCAGAUCCCCGCAAUCUUUCUAUUGCAGUUGCUAUGUUCAGCUUCUUCCGUGCCUUGGGACAGGCCAUCGGCGUUGCGGUUGGAGGUGUGGUCUUCCAGAACCAGAUGCACAAGAACCUGCUCAAGUAUGAUGCCUUGGCUCCCAUGGCUAGCGCAUAUAGCAAAGAUGCUGCCGGGCUUGUUCAGGUUAUCAAGGACAUGCCAGAUGGCAUCAACAAGAUCAACCUCAAGGAUGCAUACACAGAUAGUCUGCGGAUUGUGUGGAUUGUCUGCUGCGCUAUCUCUGCUGUAGCUUUGGUAUCCAGUUUGUUCACCGAGGAAUACGACCUUGACCGUGCACUUGAGACCGAACAGGGGCUGGACAAGAAGGCUCGUUUGGAGUCGGAGAAGGAUUUGGAACUGAACGCUGACAGGACAGUCAACCAGGGUGCACCCAUGGCAUCGUAA
This is a messenger RNA of Penicillium waksmanii, 1734 nucleotides long. RefSeq lists its product as uncharacterized. The record is from RefSeq and is a predicted model, not a curated record. Gene Ontology annotation, biological process: transmembrane transport. Gene Ontology annotation, molecular function: transmembrane transporter activity. The coding region runs from base 1 to 1734 and encodes 577 amino acids. Lineage: Eukaryota; Fungi; Ascomycota; Eurotiomycetes; Eurotiales; Aspergillaceae. The transcript is spliced from 4 exons.